ACCGAAGCCUCGUUACAAAAAGCAGGUGGGCAAAAAAGCGAAAAGGGGGCUGGACUUGACUGCGAAGUGUUUAAUUUCAUUAAAAAAAGGCAGCUGCGAGUGAGGCGCGCGCGUCGUUCGGCGGUAACAGCAGGGCAUACAAAUUAUGCGAAAGGGCAUCAUCCACAGCCAAACAAUCAACAGCAACGACGACGCCGCCGACAAAUAUGCAGAAUAUACAGAACUCGACAGCAGUAACGUCAUCGUCAUCCGGGGGAACGAGGACAGGAUGUGGUGCAGUAUUAUCAUCAGCGGCAGAUAGCAGCGGGGCGAUACCGGAGGCAAAAUCCAGAAAAAUCAGUGAUGGCGGCGGUGGCAUUGGCAGCGUCAUCUGCAGCGGAAGCGGUGGAUCCAGCGGCGACAGCUGCUCCCUCCACGAUCCGUCAACGGCGGCCACAAAGCAUGCGCAGCCGCAACAGCAACAGCAGCAGCAGCCCAUGGCCAUACACUAUCUGGCGAGCUUCCAUGAGAUCUGCAUAGUGACCGCUCUGCUGCCUCUGGUGACGCUCUUCACGUGCUUUGUGACCGCCUACGUCUACCAGUACGACGAUGUACACGAGACACAUUGCCGCGUAUAUAAUAUAAUACCCUCGAUAAGUGCAAUUACGGGCGUCAGUCCACAGCGCUACUUCUGGCGUUUUAGCAUUGCGCUACACAUUGGACCACGCAUCCCCAUUGCCUUCGUCUACAAGAACUACUAUCGGUCGCAGCUGAAGCGGAUCAGCCCGGAGCUGGUGCCGCAGGCCAGCUGGCUGAUCAGUCUGAUUCUGGUGCUCAAUUGCAUUGAGAUAGCGGCCCUGGGCGGCGUCACCUAUAUAUCAAAUCGGGAGAACUAUCCCGUGCACGAGAGAAUCUUCAUCACGUUCAUGAUAUGCUCGCUGUGCUAUAUGCUGGCCACCAUCAAGCUGAAUGGUAUCCUCAAUGCUGGCCAGUCGCUGAAUGUCCAACAGCAGCAGUCGAUCAAGUGGAAGAAGUUCUUCUUUGUGGCCUCCAUACUGAGCACCAUCGGUCUGCUGAUCUUCUUUGCCAAACAUCGCUUCUACUGUCACGAUUUGGCCUUCAGCUGGUUCGCGUUCUUUGAGUACUUGAUCGCCAUUGCCAAUAUGCUGUACCACUUCACCAUCAUAUGGGACUUCCCAUCGCAGUACAUGGUGAUUGUUCAGGGGCCGCUGGAAAAUAUAUCGCAGUACUUGAGCAACAGGCCGAAAAUCGACUAGAGCUGGAGAGCACUCCAUUCGUUCGUUUAAUUUCCGGAUUUUCUUCUCUAGUACAUAGUGUCUGUGUGUGUGUGAUUCCCAUACGAAGCGUACAAUUAUUGAUCUUCAUCAACUUUAAAGUUUAAACCUAAGCGCUUCCAUUGCAACAGAAACAUUCUACGUGUAAAUCAUUCUAUUUUUUUCUCAAUUUUCUCUCUCUCCCUCUCUACAAACUCCCAAAAGAAAAAGAAAAAAGGAAAAACCAAAAACCAAAAGCGGAAAGGAAAGGAAAAUGUGUUUAAACAGAAACCGAAACGAAAGCGAAAUGUUCCAUAGUUCCAAAAAUAUUCUAAUUAUAUAUCGUACGGGCAUAAUGUCCUUUGUACACAUUCGAAUUACGAGUAAAUGAAUUAAGUAACGUAAACGUAAGGUUUAAGUGCACCCAAACAAAAGGAAAACCAAAGAAAAACCAUAGAGUAGACAUAUGUAUGUAUGCCUAGACGACGACCGUAGCUCGCAAAAGAAAGAACAGAACACUACCAAAUACCAUUAGAAGAGUGGCAGAGUAACAGAGCAGCAGAGGCCGCUUUCAAGCAGAUCUCAUGUCAAUUCCAAAAUUCAAGGAGUCAGCGUUUAUUACAUAGUAGCACUUAGACGUACAUAUCGUUUAUACAGAAAUAGGAAACAUCAUCAAAACUUGUGUGAAAUUGUUUGGUGGCCCUAUUGGGCUCCUAGUACCCCUGAACAGAAUUCAGACAAUAGAGACAGGCAACGAACCACAAACAACAAACCACAUGGGGGAAUUCUACACACACAUAUAUGUACACACAGACAGACCUUCUGAUUGAUGAUAAACAAAUCUAGCAAUUAAACAACAAUUCUAAUUAGCCAAUAAAUGGAGAAUGAAGUACAGAUAGAUGUGAAAUAAGGUGAAACAACCCCCCCUCCCCUACCACCCUCCAAAAAGUUGUAUUUGCUGAACGAGUGGCAUUCAUAUAGCUAAACUAAACGAAUUGUAAACCAAAUUAAGAGCCUCUCAUACACCGAAUGUUGAAGGGGGGAACAACACAUACUCGCAUGUAUGUGUGUAUGUAUGUAUGUAUGUUUUUUUUUUUCUAUCUGAACAAAUGUAAUAGCAUUGAAUCUUGUACCAUACACAACAAAAACAGCAGAAGAAGCGAAACUGAAGCGGAAGCAGCAGUCAAGGAAAAACUCUUUUAUUCCAUAAGUAAAAUACUAUUAUUAUUAUUAUACAUUGCAAUAUGAAUUAUGCAUUGCAUUGUAUUUGCGAAAGAGAUACAGAUAUCCGUUUGAAUUUUAAUCCUUUGAAUUAUGUAAACUAAACCAAGGCAAAGAUGUAGCUAAACUAAUGGAAACAAUUGUUAAUACUCACACGACACAAAUGGAAUAUAUGGGGGGAAUUAUAUACCUAUAUAUAUUGUAGAUAUACAUAUGUACAUAUCUAUGUAGUAUAGUAGGUAUAUGUUAUGCAAUUAUUUGAAUUGAAUUGAAUUACCUGUUGUUGAUGCGAUACGAUACAUUCUAAAAGUUCUAUGUCUGCCCUUCCGUUUCGCUCAUGUUUUGUAUCUCUGUUGCCCCUCCUCCGCCGUUGGAGCACUUCUAAUUAUGUGCCUCUCUUACGCUUUAUAAAGAUAUACUACAUAUAUAUGUACAUACAAAAUAUACUGUAUACUGGACACUGGUAUUGUAUGCAAUGUACCUCCUGUUCCAUAUGAUAUGCAUGUGUAGUUGUACCCUCUCUCACAGGCUAUUUUCGAUUGAUUUUACAUAUAUAGCAUGUACUCGUAUUUAUGCAUGUACAUACAUAUGUACUAUGUACUCGUAUUGUAUGGCGAAUACCUUCUUAAACGGAUGUACGAAUUGUUGGAUAGAUGGUCACUUUUUAAAAUGCAACCUUUUUACCUUUGCAUACAUUUAUUUUUAGGCGACACAAAGUAAGCGAUUUAUUAAGAAAAACAACAUGGAAAAUCAGAAACCCAAAUAACAAAUUAACUAUGCAAUAUGUAACUUUGUAGCUUCCUUAUUUGAAUAAAGUUUAAUACCACAUACAACA
Drosophila miranda is the source of this 3309-nucleotide messenger RNA. RefSeq names its product post-GPI attachment to proteins factor 2-like. The coding region runs from base 207 to 1256 and encodes 349 amino acids. NCBI's taxonomy places the organism in Eukaryota, Metazoa, Arthropoda, Insecta, Diptera, Drosophilidae. The record is from RefSeq and is a predicted model, not a curated record. Gene Ontology annotation, biological process: GPI anchor biosynthetic process. Gene Ontology annotation, cellular component: Golgi membrane; endoplasmic reticulum membrane. The transcript has 5 exons.